GUUAUCAAGAGGUCUUCCCACAAAAAUUUAUAGUGUCAAGAUUGUGAAAUCGAGUUGCUGAUGACCUUAAAAUAGUAUAACGUGCGGCGACAAUAGCAGUCUGCUGCGAUUUAUAACGAUCGCACUCACUUUAAAUAACUAUACAAUGACUGCUGUAAUAGCCGAUGUAUUGCCGACAGUUUAUGAACUUUUCACAGGUGGAGGUAUCCAAACUGGCCUAAAUGCUGAUAAGCCCUACUUUACAUUAAACAAUAAGAAUAUCUCGAUAUACAGCGGUGCUUUGCAUUACUUCAGAGUACCAAAAGCGUACUGGAGAGACAGACUUAGAAAACUACGAGCUGCAGGCUUCAACACUGUCGAAACUUACGUACCAUGGAAUCUUCACGAAUACCAAUCCGGUCAGUACGAUUUCGGCGAUGGUGGUUCAGAUAUGCAAGAAUUUCUGAACGUGACUGAAUUUUUAAAGAUGGCACAAGAUGAAGAUUUAUUAGCCAUCGUAAGACCCGGUCCAUACAUUUGUACCGAAUGGGAAUUCGGAGGAUUUCCUAGUUGGCUUUUGAGGGAAAGGAAUAUUACCUUCCGUACCAGUGACCCUACUUAUAUGAAAUACGUUACAAGGUAUUUCAAUAUCCUAUUGCCUAUUCUGGCACUACUUCAAUUCACAAAAGGCGGUCCUAUAAUCGCAUUUCAAGUAGAAAAUGAGUACGGAAGCACGGAACGUAUAGGAAAAUUUAAACCUGAUAAAAUUUAUUUAAGGGAAUUGAGAAAUCUUUUUUUAAAAAAUAACAUUGUAGAAUUGUUGGUCACGGCGGAUGGUACUUCGUCCCAUGCAGAUAGAGGUACUAUACCAGAAUAUUUCUUACAAACAUCGAAUUUCGGGGGAAAUCCAAUAUACGAAUUCAACAAAUUGAAAGAACUUCAACCGAAUCGACCAGUAAUGUCGAUGGAAUUCUGGGUGGGUUGGUUUGAUCACUGGUCUGAACUUCACCAUAAAACCAGCGAGGAGAGUUUCAGAAACAUUACUGAAGAAAUAUUAAAAUAUCCUGCGUCUGUCAACUUGUACAUGUUUCACGGUGGUACAAAUUUUGGUUUUAUGAAUGGCGCUAAUCUCGCCAAUUCCUUUACUGACAAUUCUGGAUACCAGCCUGAUACUACGAGCUACGAUUAUGAUGCUACGUUAACGGAAAGCGGAGAUUAUACAGUGAAAUAUGUCAUUGUGAAAGAGCUCUUGAAGAAAUACAAUACUAUUCUCACAAGAAUUCCCGAAACACCACACGAAUUACCAAAAAUAGCUUAUAAUACAACUCCAGUGCAAGCUCAACUAUUUCUCAGCGAAAUCCUAGAUAAACAACAAGGAUUUCAAUUCCAUGAUGUCAUUCCUAUGGAGUACCUACCAAUUAAUAAUAAUUCUGGUCAAAGUUACGGUUAUAUCGUCUACAGAAAAAUGUUAUUAGAUAUACCAGCUAACUCCACAUUAAGAAUUGGAGGGAGAGUUUGUGAUACUGUAGUCGUUUUGCUAAAUGGAAAUUUAAUAUCAAAACCUUUGAAUAAAGAUAUCGACCUUAACGGUUUUGGUUUCUGGAGGCAAAAAAAUUCCAAUCUGACGCUAGGGCCUAACCAUUACCAAAACGCUGUGUUGGAUUUGGUAGUGGAAAAUUGGGGAAGAGUCAACUUUGGUUCCAUAGAACAAUUCAAGCAGUAUAAAGGACUCUGGCAAGACAGCGUUUACCUAAAUAAUAUAAAACUAACAAAUUGGAAAGUAUUUCCGUUGGAAUUUAAAAGAGCUUGGAAUAGGAACCUAACCGGUUGGCACAAGCCCUCGAAAUUAUGGUCUGUAGGUCCAGCUCUGUAUAAAUCUAGUUUUCACGUUAAUUCUACAUCAGACACAUAUUUAGAUAUGAGCAAAUGGUGCAAAGGAAUCGUUAUUAUCAAUGAUUUCGUGUUGGGAAGGUUUUCCAGGGUAGGACCGCAACAAACACUCUAUUUACCGGGACCAUUUUUGAAAAAAGGCCUCAAUGAAGUAAUUAUUUUCGAACAUUAUAAUCCCGGGGAGAAUAUUGAGUUUUCUAGUGUGCCUAUUUUCAAAACACGAACUAACAGCAAGUAGUUAUUCAGUAGAUAUACUAUGCCAUUCGAAAAUCUCCUAUACAGUAUCUUUGGAACGGUUAUACAUAAGCUAUACUCUAAAUAAAGUACAUUACUCCUCACAGGAAAUGACACUGAUGUUUUGUCGAAGAAGUACAGGAGCCGGUGGGAUAUCGACAUUCGCCCAGUUAAUGACGAGACAUUUAUCAAUGAGAAGUCUAUACCCCUCUUUUGAUAAACCCCUUCAUGUAAACGUCUUAUAAACGUUCGAGACGAUACGAACACGUUUCAUUAUGUCUUCCUAACAAACCAGCAACAUAUCCAUUGAAAAUUCUUCAUUUAGGAGAGUCGAUGCUCGCACUAUCUACUCCAUUGACAAAUUUCUUUGGUAGUUCAUUUUUUUACUUGAUAUGCUCCCAUAUGAACUUCCAAACAUGCACAUAAUAAAAACAAUUACAAUCAACAGAUUGCUUCUAAUGGAAACUUUUCUUUAAUCAUCAAUUUUUAAGAUAAUGUUCAAACAAUUUUAGUCUAAAACGAGGUUUAAUACGAAUUACUGUCAAAAGAAGAUUACGUAAUAGUACAGUUAACUUAAAUCACAAGUGUCACUGUCGUAUAGUAAAUUAUCAAUAAAUAAAGAAUAUCCAGAAAAGUGGUGCGUUAAUUUUGUCCAGUUGAUUUCUUUUCCAAAGACUCAAGCGUAUCCUACUAACUGUGCCAGUUAGAACUUAUGAAAAUGAAGUUUACUUUUCAAAAAAUAUUCUAAGUACCAAAUUAUAUAUUGACACAAUUUAAAAAACUAAUCAUGCAAUUAAUUUCUAAGAAUAUAAGUCUGCAAAAAUUCUAAUAUAACUGCACCCGUCAUGGUAAAGUGGCCCCAAAAUUUGCUUUUUAGAAUGCAUGUCAUGACAAAGAGUUUAAGUGGAUUAACAUACAUCAAAAAGCAAUCAACCAAUUGACAAAAUGGUUUACAUGUAAGUUUUGAAAAUAAAUCAAAUUUUAAAU
This is a messenger RNA of Diorhabda sublineata, 3090 nucleotides long. Its product is annotated as beta-galactosidase-1-like protein 3. Lineage: Eukaryota; Metazoa; Arthropoda; Insecta; Coleoptera; Chrysomelidae. The coding region runs from base 146 to 2107 and encodes 653 amino acids. Gene Ontology annotation, molecular function: beta-galactosidase activity. Gene Ontology annotation, biological process: carbohydrate metabolic process. The record is from RefSeq and is a predicted model, not a curated record. Gene Ontology annotation, cellular component: vacuole. The transcript has 5 exons.